AACGCAAAGAAGCAACAAGAAAGCCAGUGCCCAGCUCAGCGUCUCCUCCUUCCCAUCUCUGUCCUUCUCUGACUCCAUCCACCCACCACCACCAGCAUGGGUUACGAGGCUCCCAAGGGUGUUCCCACCGUCUUCGACCCCAGCUUCACCGGCGUCGGCCAGAAGCCCGGUCUUGAGAUCUGGCGCGUGGAGAAGCUUGCCGUCGUCAAGAAGAACCCAGAUGACAAGGCACACAAGGGCGAGCUCCACGAGGGCGAUGCCUACAUCAUCCUCCAGACCAAGGAGGUGCAUGGUGCGCUUCAGCGCAACAUCUUCUUCUGGCUCGGCAAGGACUCCAGCCAGGAUGAGCAGGGCGUGGCCGCGUACAAGACGGUCGAGCUCGACCAGUCGCUCGGCGAUGAGCCCGUGCAGCAUCGCGAGGUGCAGAACCACGAGUCGGACGAGUUCCUCGGCCUCUUCAAGAACGGCCUGCGCUACCUCGAGGGCGGUGUCGCCACCGGCUUCCGCCACGUCGACCGCGACGCCUACGAGACGCGCCUCCUGCACAUCAAGGGCCGCCGCAACAUCCGUGUGUCCCAGGUCAAGCUCGACCCAAGCAGCAUGAACGAGGGCGACGUGUUCGUGCUCGAUGCCGGCAAGGACAUCUUCCAGUGGAACGGCAAGGGCGCCAGCCGCGUGGAGAAGUCCAAGGCCCUCGAGGUCACCAAGCGCAUCCGCGACGAGGAGCGCGGUGGCAAGGCCAAGAUCCACCUCAUCGACCAGGGCAAGGACGACGACUCCCUGUUCUGGGAGAAGUUUGGCGUGAGCAAGCCCACGCGCAUCAAGUCCGCCGAGGAGGGUGGCGAUGACGCCAAGCACUCGCGUGCCGCCGCCGCCAACGUCACACUGUACCGCGUGUCCGAUGCCUCUGGCUCCAUGCAGGUCACCCCUGUCGAGGAGAAGCCCUACAAGCAGGAAAUGCUCGACACCAACGACGCCUUCAUCCUGGACUGCGGUCCCGCUGGCAUCUUCGUCUGGGUCGGCAAGGGCGCCACCAAGGAGGAGCGCGCCUUCUCCAUGCGCACCGGCAUGGACUUCCUCAAGACCAAGGGGUACCCCCACCACACCCCUGUCACUCGCGUUGUUGAGGGUGGCGAGACGCCGCUGUUCAAGCAGAACUUCCCCGGCUGGAAGGAGCCCAACGCCCUCCUCCCUGGCCAGACCGGCAUCCGCAAGAAGAAGUUUAUCAAGAAGCAGUUCUCUGCCGCGACCCUUCACAGCGCGGGUGAGCGCCAGAAGGCGACCCUGCCCGAUGACGGCACGGGCAAGCUCGAGGUGUGGCGCAUCGAGAACUUUGAGAUGGCGCCUGUGCCCAAGGAACAGUACGGUCACUUCUACUCUGGCGACUCGUACGUGAUGCUGUACACGUACCUGCGCAACAGCAAGGAGGAGUACAUCAUCUACUUCUGGCAGGGCAACAAGUCGUCCCAGGACGAGCGCGGCGCCUCUGCCAAGCACGCCGUCGACCUCGACGACAAGUACGGCGGCGCCCCCGUGCAGGUGCGCGUGGUGCAGAACAAGGAGCCCCCACACUUCUACCUCGUCAUGAAGCAGUUUGGCGGCAUGGUUGUGCACGAGGGCGGCCACGCCUCUGGCUGGAAGAACGUCGACGACAAGGACUCAUACGACACGGACGGCACCCGCCUGUUCCAGGUCCGCGGCACCAACGAGUGGAACACGCGCGCCAUCCAGGUUGACGAGGAGCCCAAGUCCCUCAACUCUGGCGACGUCUUCAUUCUUGAGACCCCGCAGAACGUCUUCCUGUGGUUCGGCAAGGGCUGCACCGGCGACGAGCGCGAGUACGCCAAGCAGAUUGUCAAGCGCGUGUGCCCCAAGCGCGGCGCCAGCUUUGAGGCCAUCACCGAGGGCCAGGAGCCCAAGGAGUUCUGGCAGGGUCUUGGCUGGGACAUUGACACACAGGGCCGCCCCACCUACGCCGAGUUCAAGGAGCAGGCCAUCCAGGAGUACCACGAGCCCCGCCUGUUCCAGUGCAGCAACGCCCGCGGCUACUUCUAUGUCGAGGAGAUCUUCGACUUUGAUCAGAACGAUCUGAUUGAGGACGAUGUGAUGCUGCUGGACACCUACUUUGAGGUGUUUGUGUGGAUUGGCCAGAACGCCAACCCCGAGGAGAAGAAGGGCGCGCUGCAGGCUGCCGUCGACUACGUCAAGACAGAUCCCUCUGGCCGCACCGUCGACGACACGUGCAUCAUGCAGAUCAAGCAGGGCUUUGAGCCAACCAACUUCCGCUGCCACUUCCACGCGUGGGACGACGACAUGUGGUCCAAGGGCAUGAGCUACGAGGAGCUCAAGGCCAAGCUUGGCAGCGAGGUUGAGGGCGUCGACGCCAUGGCUGCGCUCGACGAGUGGUCUGGCAACAAGAAGUACCCCUAUGAGCUGCUGCGCGAUGGCCCUGUGCCAGAGACGGUCGACGUCACCGCCAAGGAGCAGUACCUCGAGGACGAGGAGUUUGAGAAGAUCUUCAAGAUGACGCGCGCAGAGUUCAACGCCCUGCCCAAGUGGAAGCAGAACGGCAAGAAGAAGGAGGUCAAGCUCUUCUAAGUCGUGCAUGACAGCAGCAGCAGCAGCAGCAGCAAUUCCCCGCGCAAUUGCAACAAAUCCUCACUCUUGUGGCGGUGGUGCGAGACAACAAGACCCUCUUCCUUGGUCUUGUUGAUCCUUUACUGUUCAUGUCAUUCCUUCUUUGCCGGCCCUUCCUUGCACACCCCCUCCUUUGUUGUGUGUGCACUGACUUGUGCGUUGACGCUCGUUGCUUCCACCUCUUCUUCAUUCCUUCCCCACUCGCUUGCUUGUUACGUGCCUCCUUGUGUGUGUGUGUGUUUUUUUUUUCGGCAUGCGAGAACGACAGAAACCAAACACUCCCCAAGCACUGUCACCACUUUGCCUUGUCUGCCCUUCUUAUGUUGUUGCCGUUGUUCGAUGCUUGCAACGUCUUUUGUGCUGACUGACUGUUCUGCGUUGCAACGCGCCCCACAGUGUUGUUGUUUUUGUUUCUUACACCUGCUGAUGAUGAGCUGGCUGGAAUGAAUGCCACUCGCGAACACAAUACAAAUGCUGCAAAGCAAACGAAA
This is a messenger RNA of Salpingoeca rosetta, 3128 nucleotides long. RefSeq names its product scinderin isoform 2. The transcript is spliced from 6 exons. The coding region runs from base 97 to 2598 and encodes 833 amino acids. Gene Ontology annotation, molecular function: actin filament binding; phosphatidylinositol-4,5-bisphosphate binding. Lineage: Eukaryota; Choanoflagellata; Craspedida; Salpingoecidae. Gene Ontology annotation, cellular component: cytoplasm; actin cytoskeleton. Gene Ontology annotation, biological process: cytoskeleton organization; actin polymerization or depolymerization; barbed-end actin filament capping. The record is from RefSeq and is a predicted model, not a curated record.